Molecule: messenger RNA, 541 nt
Organism: Phytophthora nicotianae INRA-310
Lineage: Eukaryota; Oomycota; Peronosporomycetes; Peronosporales; Peronosporaceae
Exons: 1
Coding region: 69-425 (118 amino acids)
Source: RefSeq, a predicted model, not a curated record
CGGUUUGGUUUCCCUUCAGUGGGCUCACUUUAGAAGCUGCCGACUAGGCAGCAAACAUUACCACCAACAUGCAAUUCGCCACGGGGAGCUCGGAUGGCCAGCAUAGCGCAGCAGAGAUGAAGAAGGAACCUAUGCCGGUACUGACAGCUGAAGCAAACCGCCUUAAAGCGGUUUACAUGAGUCCGGAGCAGGAGAGGAUCAGUUAUUUGGAGAGGAAGCUCAUCGAGCUUAUGAAAGCGUUGGAGAACGAGAAGUCCGAGAACGAGCGGUUGACUGCUGCUUUGGAUGAGCGUGAUGACAUGCUGAGUGAAAGCAGAACCGAACUCAUUCAAGCGUACGAGACCAGCAUGCAGAUCAGGGCAGACAUGCUAGAGCUGCUGCAAUACUACACUAUGACCCAAAAAUCCGAGACUCCAGAAGAUUAGCGGCCGAACUGGUUUGUGGGUAAAGCAACCAGGAGCAAGCACCAUUCAUGAAAGUAGUGAAGCUUUACGCAGGGGGUUUGAUAUCAUAAAUUAAUCGCAGUCAAAUUCGUGUUGCU